UCGAUCUGGGAUUGCAUCUCGGAACGGGAAAAAAACUUGAGAAAAAAAAAAUAAUUUACAUUUUUAUACUUACACACACAUAUUGUGAUAAUAAAGUUGUGAAUUAAACAUAGAAUUUACAAGAAGCAGAAUAGAAGUGAUUAAUAAAAAUAAAUUUUUUGCAAAUUUAAAAAAUUAAAUAAAUUUAAAAUUGAAUUAAAGUGUUUAUGUGUUAUCAUGUAAAUUUCUUAUCUAAAUGUUGACAUAUAAAUUCGAAUAAGGAAAUUAAAUUAAAAAUAUUUACAAAACAAAGAACUUCAAUAUUAUUUAUGAAUAAAUAAAAAGAAAUUAUAAAUUUUUUAAAAAAAAUUAUUUCACUUAAAUUAAAAGUUAAAUUUGAAACAUAAUGAAUAUUCAAACUAUUUUCAAAUUAUCUCUUAAUAUUAUUUUGGUAUUACCAAUAAUGGUAAUUGGAAUUUAUGAAUUUCCAACUUAUUCCGAUUAUAAAUUAUCUGGUAAUGAUGAAAGAAUUUUAAAUCAGUUAACAGAUUCCGAUUUAAAAUCAUUCAUAGAGUUGGGAAUACAAUCAAUUCAAUCAAAAGAUAUAUUAGAGAGAAAUCUUUUGAAUUCUGAAAUUACAGUACAAAAUGGAAGUCUAUCACAUGCAACAUAUUUGGAAACAUUACCAAGUGAUGAUGCUAAAAAAGAUGAUAGAAUUGCAAGUGAAAUAUUACAAUCCAGUUUAUAUAUACUUAAUUCAUUUUGUUUACCACAUGGAUUAUCGGGAAAAGAUUGUCAAAGAAUAUUUUCAAAAACAUCCUUACCAGAAAGCAGUUUGCAACAAAAUUGUCAAUUAAUUAACUCAAAAUUGCGUAUUGGUCAUUCAGCUUUCCGUCGAUUAUUGCCAGCAAAUUAUGAAGAUGGAUUUUAUAAGAUUUAUGGACCGCCAUCGCUUCCGAAACCACGGGAAAUUAGUAAAAUUGUAGCUAUUAAUAAUAAAAAUAAUAUGCAUAAUUCUGAAGAAGAUGCAAGUAGAAAUUUAAUUGUUGUACAAUGGGCACAAUUUAUAGAACAUGAUCUGAGUAAACCAGUUGUCAAAUCAAUGAAUAAUGGUAAACCAAUAGAGUGUUGUGAUUCGGAUUAUUAUAAACUUUCCCCACGUUAUCAACAUCCAUCUUGUGCUCCAUUAGAGGGUAUUACACACAGUAAAUAUGAUUUUGUUUCAUGUUUAAAUUAUGUAAGAAGUGCUUUAGCUGUUAACCCACUAUGCAAAUUUGGAGCUGCAGAACAGUUAAACGAGGCUGUUGGUGGUUUAGAUCUUUCUCAAUUAUAUGGAAUACCUAAUUCUGAAUCUCAAAUGAGAUUAUAUAAAAAUGGAAAACUUAAAAGUUCAAUGCCAAAAUCAGCUAGAUUACCUUUCCUACCAAAAGCUGUAAAUUCAGAGAAAUAUUGUGUAGAAAAUUCAUCGGAAUGCUUUAUGGCUGGUGAUUCAAGAGUCAACAACAAUCCUUUUGCUACUAUGAUAUACACAUUAUUUUUGAGAUCUCACAAUCGAAUUGCAAGAAAAUUAAAGGGAAAAUAUCCAAAUUGGUCUGAUAAUCAAUUAUAUUUGGAAAGUAAAAAAAUUAAUAUUGCAAUGUAUCGUGAAAUAAUUUAUAAUGAAUGGAUACCAGCAACUUUAGGUGAAAAUAUAGCCCAACAAAUUAAUGAAGAACCAUUGAAAUAUUUUCAUGAUAUAAAUCAAUUUGGUACUUCAAAUGAAUUCGGAAUAGCAGCUAUUCGAUUUUAUUUCUCAAUGAUGCCAAACGUUUUAUAUGAACAAAUUAAACCAUUUGGACGUAAAUUAGAAGAAACAAAUAUAAUCGAUGUUGGCAUAAGUUCUGAUGGACCGUUAACUAAAUUAUUUUCGCUAAAAGAUCAAUUUUAUAGUUCAAAUUUUACUGGAAACCCACAGAAAAUGAAUAGCGCUUUUUCAGCAAUGCUAAUACAAAAAGCAAUGAAAAUGGAUUCAAAAUAUUCUGAAAGUAUGUCAAAAUAUUAUUUGCAAACAAAAUCGUCUUCAAAUAAAGUAAAUGGAUUAGAUAGCUUAGCUUGGGAUAUUCAAAGAAAUCGUGAUCAUGGUCUUCAACCUUAUGUCAAAUAUUUAGAGAAAUGCGAGAAUACAAAAAUCACAACAUGGGGAGAUUUAGCACAGUAUAUUGACAGUGAGAAUAUCGAAAAAUUGAAAUUGGUCUAUAAGAAUUUGGAAAAUAUUGAUUUAAUCAUUGGUGGAAUAUCAGAAAAUCCAAAAAGAGAUUCUGCAGUCGGUCCAACCUUCACAUGUAUUUUAGCUGAACAAUUUUCAAAUACCAGACAAUUACAUUAUAAUUUACAAAAUAGAAAUUUGGAGAGCAUAGAAAAUAUGUACGAUAAUAAUAAUAAACAAUUUGGUUCAUGGACCGCAGCCAAACUUCUUUGUGAUACAACAGCAUUAAAAUCUGUACCCAAAAAUAUAUUUAUGGUGCCAUCGGAAAGAGCUCUAGCACAACAAGAAAACAAAAACCAAAAUAAAAAUUCAAAUGUUCCUUCAAGCGAAAAAUCACAAACUGGUUGA
Molecule: messenger RNA, 2572 nt
Organism: Condylostylus longicornis
Lineage: Eukaryota; Metazoa; Arthropoda; Insecta; Diptera; Dolichopodidae
Product: peroxidase
Exons: 12
Coding region: 386-2572 (728 amino acids)
Biological process (GO): response to oxidative stress
Molecular function (GO): peroxidase activity; heme binding
Source: RefSeq, a predicted model, not a curated record